This is a messenger RNA of Microthlaspi erraticum, 837 nucleotides long. NCBI's taxonomy places the organism in Eukaryota, Viridiplantae, Streptophyta, Magnoliopsida, Brassicales, Brassicaceae. The record is from the annotation of a GenBank genome assembly.
AUGGUUUGGUUUCAAUGCGAGGACUGUGGAGAGAAUCUGAAGAAGCCAAAGCUCCCGAGUCACUUCAGGAUGUGCAGAGCCACGAAGUUAUCGUGCAUCGAUUGUGGGGAAAUGUUCGGGAAAGAUAGUGUUCAAGGACACAACCAGUGCAUUACCGAAGCUGAGAAAUAUGGUCCAAAAGGGCAGUCAAAGCCAUCCAAUGGCACACCUGCAAAGCCAAAGGACAACUCUAAGCAACAACCAGACUUUGAUAUACAUGUUGGCUUAUCAAAUGGAUAUCCAUGGUUUUGUAGCUUGUGUAACACAAAGGCUACUAGUCAGCAGACUUUGCUUGCACAUGCUGAGGGGAAGAAACACAGAGGAAAAGCGAAAGGGUUCCAUGCUAAGCAACAAGAAGCAGAACAAUCUACGAUGGAGAAGAAGGAUGCAAGCGAAAAUGCUUCUAAUGGCGAUUUGGAAGAGAAGAAAGAAGACGUACCUGUUUCUUCCUCGGUUGUUGCGAAUGGAGACUCGCAUGUGGAGAAUGAGAAGAAGAGAAAGCUAGAGACUGUAGGUGUUCAAGCUGAAGAGUCGAAAGGAAGUGAAGUAAAGAAAGCGAAGAAGCAGGACAAUGAGAAGAAAAUCAACUGGAAGAAGUUGAUCACAUCGGCUUUGAAAUCUAACGAAGAUAAUACUUUGAAGAUGAAGAAACUGAGGAAGCUCGUGCUGGAAUCUCUUGUGGAUUCAGGGAUAACUCGUGACAAAUCCGAAGUCAAUGCAGAGCUAGAGCUAAAGGUUAACUCGAGCUCUAGAUUCACGGUUGAUGGCAAGUACGUGAAACUUGUGGCUAAAGAUUGA